This is a messenger RNA of Haemonchus placei, 660 nucleotides long. Lineage: Eukaryota; Metazoa; Nematoda; Chromadorea; Rhabditida; Trichostrongylidae. The record is from the annotation of a GenBank genome assembly.
AUGACGUUCCGAUAUUUGCUGAUGCAACUUGUUGUGUCGUUUGCGACCGCCUGGCAAGCUCCCGUUGCACCGGCAGAUAACUCCGUCAUUCCUAUUUCGUCACGAACAGGAAAAAAAUGCUUGGGACUUCUGACGAUGCAUGCUAGUUCAUUAUGAUUUUUCCUUGACCAGCGGACCAUCUUCAGGGUGAAAGAGCGAAUGACUAAGUCGUUUUCAUUUCUGCCAAUCUUCCUAUGAAACCUAAUUUUUGCACCGAUACCAUCGAUGUGCGCUCUAUACGCGGUGACCCAAGCGCUUCCUAAGUUCAGACGUGAGAGCAUCCGAGAAAUGGUCGACUUUGACGCAAACUGCUUACGAGGUAAUUUACAAGCAUUUCAUCCUCCAUGCCACUCGAGAGACUUCGAAAUUCGUCGUUUAGAGCUUGGCAAUGCUAUCGCUUCUCAACCUCGAUUGCCACCGUGUAUAAUGUUCUCGUUUGUCAAGAUUAUUGUAAAUGACGACGAUAAAACGAGAGUCUCUGGAAAUCUUACGAAUAAAAUGAAACAGCUCACGAAGACCGAGGUUAUACCUAGUUUUGUCAUUCUCUUCCGUUCUCUACGGUACUACUUCAGCACCUCUUCAUCAGAUCGAAAGAGAUUAGGUUAUGGAAUUGAUGGAUAG